CCGCGCCGCCGUCUCCGCAGAUCGCUCGCUGCGAAGGUGGAUGUGUGCGAUAACAUGUCCAGUGCGUCCCAGGAGAGAAGGAAGAGGCAGCAGAACAUUAAGGAAGGCCUGCAGUUCAUCCAGUCACCGCUGUCGUAUCCCGGGACACAGGAGCAAUAUGCGGUAUAUUUAAGGGCUCUCGUGAGAAAUCUUUUUAACGAAGGAAAUGAUGUUUAUCGGGAACAUGAUUGGAACAGCUCGCUAAGCCAGUACACAGAGGCGCUGAACAUUGCUGAUUAUGCGAAGACUGAGGACAUUGUAAUUCCUGAAGAGAUCAUUGAGAAGCUGCACAUCAAUCGCAUUGCUUGCUACUCCAAUAUGGGUUUCCACAAGAAGGUUCUCGAAGACUGCGACAAGGUCCUCGGAUUCGAUGCAAGUAACUGCAAAGCUCUGUACCGGAAGUCCAAGGCCCUGAGUGAUCUCGGAAGAUACAAAGAGGCUUACGAGGCUGUGGCCAAGUGCUCACUGACCGUGCCGCAGGAUGAACAUGUAAUUAAAUUAACUCAAGAGCUUGCUCAGAAACUGGGGUUCAAGAUUAGGAAAGCAUAUGUGAGAGCCGAGCUCUCCUUAACGUCUGCACCUGGCGACGGGGCUGACAAGGCUCUGAAGUGUUCCGUGGAAGACAUUGAGCCAGAUUUAUUAGCCCCGAGGCAGGAAGCCCUCCCUGCUGUUCCCGUCCCUGCCCCCGGCUUCCCGCCCCGCGGUGGGAGUGAGCUGGCCUCAGUGGCCGUCGUGCCCUUGGCUUCGGUUUUGCCGCUGCAAGUGGAGGAGAGUGCCCUGGCCCCAGCUGUGCUGGCUAACGGGGGCAGGAGCCCGUGCCCCCUGCCGGACGCCUUCCUCGAUGACAACGACAUGAUCCUGGGGGACGAGCUGGACGAUCUCCUGGACUCAGCCCCCGAGCCCAACGGGCCCGUGAUGCCCUCAGCUCUGGUCCGAGGCCCCCUCCCGGCUGCUGGCGUGGCCCCCAGCAUGCCCUUCCCGUCCUCCCUGCUGGGCACCUUGUCCCUGGGGGCGAGGUACACUCGGCCGCCCUCCCUUUCGGACCUGUAUGCGCCUUUGACCUCACCCUUAGAAGAUUUUUGUUCUUUAAAUUCAUUUUCAAUGAGUGAACCCAAACGAGAUCUGUGCACCCCAGCCGCAAGAGACUGCGUGUCGCUCGGUGGCGGUAGCCCCUCCCUGGUUCUAAUGAAUGGACCUAGCAGUUUGUUCCCCUCGGAGGAUUUCCUGGGGAUCGCAAGUCAGCCAAGAAAUGACUUUGGGAACUUCUUUGGAAGUGCAGUUACGAAACCGCCUUCCUCGGUGGCCCCGAGACACCCCCUGGAAGGGACGCACGAAUUGAGGCAGGCGUGCCAGAUCUGUUUUGUAAAAUCAGGCCCUAAGUUAAUGGAUUUCACUUACCAUGGUAAUCUAGAUCAUAAAUGUAAGAAAGAUAUUUUGAUUGGUAGGAUAAAGAAUGUUGAAGAUAAAUCAUGGAAAAAAAUACGUCCACGACCAACAAAAACAAAUUACGAAGGACCCUAUUAUAUAUGUAAAGAUGUCGCCUCCGAGGAAGAAUGUCGCUAUUCCGGCCACUGCACGUUCGCUUACUGUCAGGAAGAAAUCGACGUCUGGACGCUGGAGAGAACGGGCGCGUUCAGCCGCGACGCUUUCUUUGGUGGUGACGGGAAGGUCCACCUCACCGUGUCCCGGCUGCUCCAGGAGCAUCUGGGGGAGUUCAUAUUCCUUUGUGAGAAAUGUUUUGACCAUAAGCCUAGAAUGAUAAGUAGAAGGAAUAAAGACAAUUCCACUUCCUGUUCUCACCCGGUUACCAAGCAUGAAUUCGAAGAUAAUAAGUGCCUUGUCCACAUUUUGCGGGAGACAACAGUCAAGUACUCCAAGAUCCGCUCCUUCCACGCCCAGUGCCAGCUGGACCUGUGUCGCCACGAGGUCCGGUACGGCUGCCUGCGGGAGGACGAGUGUUUCUACGCGCAUAGCCUCGUGGAGCUCAAAGUGUGGGUCCUGCAGAGUGAGACAGGGAUCUCGCACGACGCCAUCGCCCAGGAAUCGAAACGGUAUUGGCAAAAGAUGGAGACACACGUCCCCGGGGCUCAGGUUCUUGGCAAUCAAGUAAUGCCUGGAUCUCUCAACAUGAAGAUAAAAUUUGUGUGUGCUCAGUGUCUGAGAAAUGGUCAAGUCAUUGAACCAGACAAAAACAGAAAAUAUUGUAGUGCAAAAGCCAGGCAUUCGUGGAUCAAAGACCGACGUGCCUUGCGAGUGAUGUCUUUUGAACGUAAGAAGUGGAUGAACAUCCGUCCUCUCCCCACAAAGAAACAAAUGCCUUUACAGUUUGAUCUCUGCAACCACAUCGCUUCAGGGAGGAAGUGCCAGUAUGUUGGCAACUGCUCCUUCGCCCACAGCCCCGAGGAGCGAGAGGUGUGGACUUACAUGAAGGAGAACGGGAUACAAGAUAUGGAACAAUUUUAUGAACUCUGGCUGAAGAGUCAAAAAAAUGAAAGAAGCGAUGACGUGGCCAGUCAGUCUGUCAAGGAGAACGGCAAACAGAUCCAUAUGCCCACGGACUACGCCGAGGUCACUGUGGAUUUCCACUGCUGGAUGUGCGGGAAGAACUGCAACAGUGAGAAGCAGUGGCAGGGCCACAUCUCCUCGGAGAAGCACAAGGAGAAGGUCUUCCACACUGAGGACGACCAGUACUGCUGGCAGCACCGCUUCCCCACUGGCUGCUUCAGCGUCUGCGACAGGUUUGCCAGCGGGACCUGCCCGGAAGGCAGCAGCUGUAAGUUCGCCCACGGACACGCGGAGCUUCGCGAGUGGGAGGAGAGAAGAGACGCCCUGAAGAUGAAGCUGAACAAAGCCAGAAAAGAUCACUUAAUUGCCCCAAACGAUAAUGAUUUUGGAAAAUAUAGUUUUUUGUUUAAAGACUUAAACUAAUAUGCCGGCUUUCAUGCGCGUAACCUAAUCAGAGCUUCAACCAGAGAAAUUGAACGUGUUGUCAGGCCUGGAGCCGAGUCGCUGUGGGUCUCUCGCUCGCAUUGGCACGCCCCGACCCUCCUGAGCAGGGACCCCCCAGUAGGUAGGAACGUGGCUGUUGAACAGGGCUGCCACAGGCCCCCGCAUCCCCCGACGGUGGCCGCCGCCCACUGCCCUCUGUUGAAGACUCCGGGAUGACGUGUGUGGGGGGGAGAGGCGGGGGUCAUUGAUCCCUGGGAUGACUGCGAGUUGGUCCCUCGGACGAGACCCGGGGUGACGACAACAGACACUUGUGCUCAGAUCAGAACCCAUGAUGGAUGAAAUUCUUCACCUGUUGUAAACGGAACGAAGUUGUUUACUUUAAUAAUAAAGUUUGCUACUUAUCUCUAUGUAGGUUGCCGAAAAGGAUUUUUUCUUAACUCAGAUUUUAAGCCAAAUAACCAUUUAACAGUAGUAUAUGUUAAAUGGGGGUAUUUUUCUGUAUUUGUAUGUUUCACUAUAAUAAGGGAACCGAGGAUAAUGUGCAUUGAGAUUUUGGGGGGAAAAAAUAAUGUUUGACUCAAAAAACAAUUUUAUUUCUUGGUCUUUUUGCUGUUUCCACGAUGAUUUUGAAAGAUUCAACUUGUACUGUUGGUAUUGUGUAGUGUCUGGACCAAUAUCGCCCAUAAUAAAGAUUUUAUAUAGAGA
This is a messenger RNA of Sorex fumeus (smoky shrew), 3693 nucleotides long. It is a transcript of the gene ZC3H7A, whose product is annotated as zinc finger CCCH-type containing 7A. The transcript is spliced from 23 exons. Lineage: Eukaryota; Metazoa; Chordata; Mammalia; Eulipotyphla; Soricidae. Gene Ontology annotation, biological process: miRNA processing. The record is from RefSeq and is a predicted model, not a curated record. Bases 55 to 2967 code for a protein of 970 amino acids. Gene Ontology annotation, molecular function: miRNA binding; protein binding; metal ion binding.